Chroicocephalus ridibundus (black-headed gull) is the source of this 8830-nucleotide messenger RNA. RefSeq names its product protein phosphatase 1 regulatory subunit 3G (gene PPP1R3G). Gene Ontology annotation, molecular function: glycogen binding; protein phosphatase 1 binding. Gene Ontology annotation, cellular component: protein phosphatase type 1 complex. The transcript has a single exon. Gene Ontology annotation, biological process: regulation of glycogen biosynthetic process. The coding region runs from base 138 to 1064 and encodes 308 amino acids. Lineage: Eukaryota; Metazoa; Chordata; Aves; Charadriiformes; Laridae. The record is from RefSeq and is a predicted model, not a curated record.
GGGGGCGGGAGAGGGUGGGGGGGGGACGCGCCCCCCGUGCGGGGCCUGCGGCGGGGGUUGCCGGAUAAAGCGGUGCCGGCCCCUCCGCCUGCCGCCACAGGGGCGGCCGGGACGGGGCCCAGCCGGGCGGGCCCGCCAUGGCGAGCCCCGCACGCCCGCGGCAGGAGCUGGCGACGGAGGAGCAGCGGCGGCGGCUCCGCGGACCGGCCCCGACGGUGCCCUGCGAGGCCAAGAGGGAGGCGGCGGCGGCGGCGGCGGAGCGGCUGCUGCUGCUGGAGCUGCGCCGCUGCGGGCGGCCGCCGUCCCCCGUCCGCGGCGAGCGGCGGGAGGAGGGGGAGGAGGAAGGAGAAGAGGAGGAGGAAGAGGAGGAAGAAGAAGAAGAAGGAGAAGAAGCGGCGGCGGGCGAAGGCUGUUGUAGCAAGUGCAAGAAGCGGGUGCAGUUCGCCGACUCGCUGGGGCUGAGCCUGGCCAGCGUCAAGCACUUCAGCGACGCCGAGGAGCCGCAGGUGCCGCCCGCCGCCCUGUCCCGCCUGCAGAGCCCGCCCGGCCAGGAGCGGCACGCACCGCCGCCCGGCGAGGAAGCCCCGCCGCCCGCCCUCCGCCUGCUGCCCGACUUCCCCGACGGCGGGGAGCCCAGCGCCGAGCGGCUGCGGCGGCAGCGCGUCUGCCUGGAGCGGCUGGGGCGGCCCCCGGCGCCCACCGACGUGCGGGGCACGGUGCGGGUGCUGGGCUGCCCCGGCCCCAAGGAGGUGACGGUGCGCUACACCUUCAACGAGUGGCUCUCCUUCCUGGACGUCCCCGCCGCCCUCCUGCCCCCGGCCCCGGCCACCGCCGGCGACCCGCCGGCCGAGCGCUACGGCUUCAGCCUGUGCGUCCCGCCCAGCCUGCGGGAGGGCUCGGCCCUUCACUUCGCCAUCCGCUACCGCAGCCCGCAGGGCGAGUACUGGGACAACAACGGUGGCCGCAACUACACGCUGCGCUGCUGCGGCUGCCCCGGGGCCGGCCCCGCGCCGCCCCCCGCCGCCGCCGGCUGCCCGCCGCCCCCCGCCGCCCCCCGCUACUGAUGGAGCCGCCACGGCCCCCGGCCCGGCUCCGCAGAGCGACAGCCGAGGCAGCCCUCCCGGAGACUACCGAAAUCUGGUGGUUUUUAAGCGGGCGCUUCAGUUUUGCCAGCGAGACACGGAUGAGCCUAGGCUCGCAUUGCUGUGCCUUGUGGAAUCGUGUUCCUUUUGGGUUUGGUUUUUUUUUUUUUUUGGAGAGAAGAAGGAGACUGAUUAGUGUGGGCUUUGCUUUUCCCCUCUUGAAGUGAAUUUUUGAGGUCUUGAUUUGGGCUUGACUUCCCUUACCCAGUUAGUCAGCGAUACACGGAGCACUCGCGUGAAAACUUAGCGGCGUGUUCUCUCCAGAUUUAACUUAGCAUCCCAGUUUUCCCAUUCUCACAUCCAUUUCAAAGACAUAGUACUGCGACAGCAAUGGUGUGCUUUGUUUGUUUUUUUUUAAUUAUUAUUUUUUUAGUUCAAUGGACUCCAUAACAAUAUGAUUCACUGCUGUGAUCACCUGUCAGACUCAUGACAGGCUUGUGUGCCCGUCCCACCUUUGCCAUGCCUGUGGCAACUCUGAACAACAGGCCGUCGUUGUGGGGCUGGAUCCGAGACUGGACUGGGCUGCUCUGGUUUUUGUCAUUCAGCACAUUUUGAUACCGCUCCCUGCCUUCCCCGGGCUUGUGUGUAGAUCCCAUCUGGCUAAUAGCAGCCAACAGGGACUUCGGCAAAAAUAUUUUUGCUUAAAAUAGACUGGUGGCUUCUUUUCACACCAUUGACAAGUCUAGAACCGGGACAAAGGAGGAGUUAAAAAUAUUUGCUGAUGCUGGGCGUAUCAGGAGAACUUUGGUAACACCUUUGGGUAAUGCACUGUAAAGUAAAAAAUGGUGUCUGUCUCAUACACAGUUCUGUGUUUUCAGAUUUGGGGAGCUGUGACUGAUGCGGAUGACCUUCUCACUGAGGAGUGACCAUGCAAUAUAAAGAGGGUGUCCUCAGUAAUGAAUGAAAACAAGUGCCUUAGAUCAGCUCUCCUUGUGUUACAUUUUGCACCACAUUUCUCAAGUAUUUAUAAUUUAUUUGACUUAUUUUGCUACAUCUUUUUCAGUAUUUGUAUGUUGUUGGGAAAGGGGUUUGUGUGCACACCGUUGGACGUUAUAGCACUGAACACUUGAAAUGAUUUACAUAGUCUUCACUCUUGCUUUGCAAGCCUAGAGGUUGACUACUACUGGUGUCCCGAGUCCUGAAAUGAAGCAAAAAGUACCAAUGAACAUGGGUUUGUAAGAAUAAAAAAAGCUUUGAAAAAGUUAAAAAGCUCACCAUUACAAAUCUCUUUUCUGUGUAGCAAAAUGUAACGGGAUACUUCGCUUCGCAGCCUGGUUGUGCCCCUCCCCUAAAAAGGGGGGGUCAAGCUGUUAGUGUCCCUCAGGAUAACCAGGGGCAUGCCCGUCCGUAAGCAGCAUUCAGGGCCGUGGCUGAAAAUGACGGUGGUCCUGCCAGAGCCACAAGGCAGAUCUCCCUGUAAGUGCAUGACAGCUCAGUAUGAUCUUGUAACAGGCAGAGCUGUGAGGAAGCUUUACUGGCACAGGUGCAAAAUAGGCAGGUUUUGGCUGAAUUUUGUUCUGGCUCUUCUGCGGCUUUGACUCUACUUGUUUUAUUCUGAUAGAAUAUCUGAAGAUAAUUUUUUUGAGGAAUAAGGUAGGUAAGACAUUGUCAGAAUGCAGAUGUUCUGACGUGGAUGUAUGUCAAGACCUUGGAAGACUAUUUUCCUUUUUAAAACAGCAUACUGUGAGUUUUCUCAGGUCUACAUUUUCUCUGAAGAUGUAAAACACUUUAAAGCCCAUUAUGAGCACUUUAGAAAAAUUUGCACCGCUAUAAAAUUCCCCAUACUUGAAACUAAGUCUUUGGAUAACCUGCCUCUCGAGAGAGCCAGUACAAAAUUGGAGAUAGAAGCAGGGUGCUGUCUGGGGAAAAGACGUGAGGCAGAGGGAGCUUCAGACUAAAGUUCCUGCAGUUUUGCUAACAUGCACGCGGCUUCUGGGACGCCGCCUGCCCUCUCUCCCCCCUAAAAAACCCGUACAGAAACCACAGUGUGAGAAUAUGGCCAAAUAUAAAGAGGGGUUUUAUUCCUUCAUAAACCAUCCUUGCUGUCAGAACGGUGCCCAUCAGCGCGCAGAAUAACAGCUUUGAAAAUGCACAGAGUAAAAGCUCCAUGCGGGCAAACAGAAAGAAGUUCUUACUGUUGUUUUCCAAGUUACAUAUAAACUCUCACCAAAAGCAUGGAAGUUUUUAAGGGAGAAUAGUAAACUUGACUACUUCCCUACGCAGGUUUGUUUUAAAACUGUCGUGCAUUACAGGAUUACAGGAUAUUCCAUGGAAUAUUCUGAUACGAAUUAGCUUUUCUUCAGCUCGUUGUGUCAAUGAAGUGGUGUGCUCUUAAGCUGAUACGUGAUGCUAACAGCAUUAAGAUUGGUUCUUCAUUUAAGUACGGUGUGAUAUUUGGGGCUUCUGGAGCCCAUUCCUUAUUCUGUGCUUUGUUUAUUAAUUGCUUUGGAGAAGAAGGAAACUUUGCCAAAAAAAGGGAGGGAUCUCUCUUUAAAGGAGUAUCUGUAUUCUGAUGGCUGCGUCUGGGCAGAGGUGCGGAGCUGAUACCUUGAAGAAUCGCAGCUACCCCCCACUCUCAUUGAUAGAGGGCUGGGAACGCUCUCUGGUAGCCUUUAAGCUGUGGGCAACGGCUGUAAAACACUCACUAUAGGCAAUGGGUGUAAAACACCCACUAUGGGCAAUGGGUGUAAAACACUCACUAUGGGCAACGGCUGUAAAACACCCACAUCACAAAACAUAACAUCUAUCUGUUCUCUUCAGACGUGUGAUGUGAAAUUCAAAGCACAAGAAAGUAUUUGCUCGGACUAAACAGUCUAAACAGGACUAAAACAGACUAAAUUGGUGCCAGUCUAAAAUCCUGCAAAUUGUGGUAAUUAAAGCACAACAUUUUUGUGGUUUUAUAACAGGUGAAUUGCUUUUAUUUAUUAUUAAGAAUUACUUUUUUGUGAAUGCAAAGGGGGAACCUCUCUCCGAUGAGAAUCAAACAUACACACUUUUUAAUAGAUAGUACAUUUUGGUGCUUUUACGGUAUUACAGAAGCAUAGCUUUCCCAAGCAGGUUUCAAAGACUGCCUACACACAGUUCUCCGCGUUUCCAUAGAGGAGGGUACUGGGAGCUACAGAAAUGCAAGGUCCCACCAAAGAUUACAUUGGGCAGCCGUGUGAAAAUCAGAACCGGACACAGUGUGUAGGGAAUGGUAGCAAGCCCCCUUCAGCAAAGCACGGGGCUGCUGCUCGUGGUCAUAGCUUGAGAUACAUGGCAUAAUUGCAGCUUUGUUCUCAAAGAAAUAUAUUCAAAAUGAAGUAGUUCCAAUUCUAUAAAAUCAAAAGGCAGAGUAGAGCAAAACAUGAAGUGAAGCAGUCUUCUUGUUUGGGUGCAUUAUUGUUAGUGUAGCAUUUUAUAAAAAUUCAGAGCAUAACUUUUGGAGGAUGUGCUCAUAAACACCCUCCCUCCCCUAAUUUAAGAAAAAAAGAAAUUAUAAAGAUUUAUUAGCACUCUCGGAAAAAAUCCAGCUACAAAGAUUUUCAUUUUGUGCAGAUCUCUGGGUUUUUUUCCCCGUGGAUUAAGGGCUUAGGGGAGAAGUAGCUGCCAAAUGGUUUUAUAGGUGUCUAUAAAACCAAAAAUUUUAAUGUAGUCGAAACUCUAUAGUGAGUAACUGUGAAGGACAUCAAAGUUAAAUCUUCCUUAAGCAACUUUUUGCCACUUACUCUUACAUAUAAAUUCCGAUGUAAAUGAUUCAGAAAAGGACUGUGAAGCUAAAUUUACUUCGGUGUCAUGAAGAACUGCAAACUUGCAUGCAAACUACUUCUGUUUUAUUUAAAGCUGAGGCCUCCAGUCAGUACUUGAAAAGCCUGGCUUCUGCUCCCAUUGGCUUCCCUGGGAUUUGGAUCCAGCCCAAAGUACUGCGGGAAGGUAGGGGAAGUGAUCUAGGUUUAAUUGUCUAUUCUGUUCAGAGUCUUGUGUUACGGGGUUAGGAUAACACGGCACUGUGAUGAACGUUCAUCUGUCAAGAGUUCAAAAUCUGCUGUCUAUGCGCGGCAGUAAUUAAAUCACCUGAAUUGUUUUUCAUGAUUCUUUUUUUUUAAGAGAGGGAAAAUUACUUGCCUUGGAUUAGCAUAUUGCCAAAGACUGGUAUAAAUAUUUAUGGGCUGCACUCUUUGAAUAGAAAGCCUGUACAUUCUUCGCAGGUCUCCAUAGUUCUCUUACUCUGAACAGAGAAGAGUAGUCAUUUGAAUGCACUACUUACCAUCACUUCCCCCUCUGGUAAAGCUUCAGUAGGUAUCGGGCUUGACAGUAAAAAAGGUAAGUGGUUUAGAAAAAAGCAUCUCUUGCAACAUACUGAUGGUAUUUAAUUUCCUGUGCAAACUGCAGAAUCCUUUGAAGGUGCAUAUGUUUGUGAAACAGGUUUGAGAGUUGUGAGGUUUUUUCCUCUUAGAGUUGUAGAAAAUACACAGCAUUGGAAGAAUUACUGGCUUCUCUCUCUUUUUUCCUGCUUCCACAUUAAGGGCUCAUGGACUAUUCUUAUAUUAUAAAAUACUGACAAAAGAAAGAAUGUAAACGUUCAGUAAAAGAUCUACACACCUUCUUUUUUUAUAAAGGUCAUCGAGCAAAACAUCCCCAAGAGUAUGAAAUAAUUAUGCCUGCGUUAAGAACCGUGGAACAAAGCGAACAGUUUACUCCUGACUUGAAUAAUGCCAGGAUUUCACUGUAGAUCAUGAUGGAAAACUCAGGAAAACAGUGAGCGCACAGCUCUUUCAUGACUCUGUUUAUGUGUACGUACGGUCCUUGCUGGGUAUCUGGAGAGAUGCAUUUGUAUUGCAUUACGGGGAGUAAGUUGAGGGGCUGGUGCUUCUCCAUAAAAUUAUUCUUCUACCUGCUGAUGUUAGGGGGUGAAAUUAAUGCUUUUAAUGCCUGGAAACUUGGUGAAGUUUUACAUAGAAAUACCUUUCUGGAAAUGUGAGUAGUAAGUUAAAAUCCUUCUUGCCCUAUUUCAACAUUGUUAUGUAAAGUGUUCACAUGUGAAGUGUUCACAGGCCGCUUCUCUUGGGUUGCUUUCCCCCAGGACAGCUAGACCUCAGACAUAUCUGGGCAUUUUGAAACGGAGCUUUCAAUUGCAAUAAAAUCUCCUGAGAAGUUGUAACACACAACAGAAAUGCCUGUCCUUUUAAACGGUUACUAAUAUAAAGCAAAUUGUUCUUUUUUUUUUUUUUUUAUUUCAGAGUGCUGUUUCCAAGUUUAUACUGUAAAAGUCACGACGAACUUCAGUAUGUUGUAAACAUCCUAAUUUUGGUGUAUACCGCUGAGGUUAAUGGUUUGCUAAAAUGUUGAGAUCAGGAACAGACAAACAUUUUUAAUAUAAUACAAAAGCAAGCUUGUUUUGCUAAGACAUUGCAGCUUUAGUAAAGAUAUUUAUUGAGCUCCCUUCUAUUCUAAGGAAAAGGGCUAUACUUUUUAUAAUGGUGGACAUCGGACAUAAGUCACGGGAUCAUUCCUUUGUGUUUUAACUAUUCCUGUUGUUCACACUGCUUUGACAAAAUCCAGCAAAGCUCCUGACAACGUGCCAAGUGAGACAUUUAAUGAGUAUUGCAACGUAAACGGAACGGGUGAAGCGCAGAAGGUGCAGCUGCAAGAGCACGGCAGCCCUGAGGCUGCACCAGGGCGCCAGCUCUCGGGUACGCCGUCUCCAUCAGGGACAAUGGGCAUAUGCCUAGCCAAGGGUGAGGACAGGGCAAGUGGAUACAAACAUAAUCCUAAAGGCAUCCCAGCCUACAAAUAUUAUUUCUGGGCUGGGCUUUCUAAGCUAGAUGUGGUUUUGAAGUAUUUUCCUUCCGUAGUUUGUAGGACUUCGACAAUAAAAGCAUUUGGUAAGCUAUGUUUUUAUACAGAACUGGGUGCGUUAAUUUACUUAAAAUGCACAUUAGGCACAGAAAAAACCAAUAUUUCUAGGUAUCUCCCAAUCACGUACAACUGAUAUGCACAUAACUAACACUAACAGAAGGUGCACUUACACACGUGUUGGUGAGGAAAGGAAACAUAUAGACCUGUCCGGAAGAGGGAGGGAAUGGACAUGUAAAAUGCAGUGAUUUUGUGGGGUUUGAGUAGUCAAUGCUAAUACCUUUGCUAGCUUUGCACUUUUGUUAACAAGUUAGAUAGUGUUGCACAAGCUUUUUGGUCCUUAGCAGCAGAAGUUUUCUUAUGUUACUUCUAAUAAGUAAUGUAUAAAUACUGUAUGGUAAGCUGAUGGUUAAUUUACAGUAAGAACUAAUUUUUCCUUGCCUGAGAAAGUGAGCUGUCUUAACCGCUGCACUAUGGAUUGGAGAGAGAGGGAAAUCAGAGCCUGAUUUUUAUUUUUAUUUUAUAUUUUUCUUGAUGGGUCCUCUCUCUAGAAUGUAUCCUGAUGGUUACUAAUGCUCCUUUGCAAGUAUAAAUAGCUAAAGGAGAGAGAAUCUGAGUGGUAACCUUGAGAGAGAAAGUAGGAGCACAAGGCACGAAUGAGGAGUCCAGUAGCAUACCGACCACCAAAACUUAACAACAGAAUUUGCAGGUGUUAAUGGAGAAGUAAUCUCUUCAUACUUUUGAGGGAAUUACUAAGAAAUUUCAGAUUUACAUGACUGCACGCCUAUACGACAGCACGUGCCAUCUACAGCUGUAUUCUUGGUGGAAACUGAACAAAAAAGAACUUCACUGGAAAGGUACUGGUAUUUUGGAAGAAAUGAUUAUGUAUUUAAAGGGCCUCUGGAAACAAACAUUUUUUUCGCAAACAUGGUGAAAAGUUUGAUUUAAAUAGUAAAAAUGUUACUAAUGGAGUUAUCCCUCUUUAUAAAUUAGGGCUAGACUAUUUAUAAGGAAGUUUAUUUUGUUUCCUGGCGUACAUUUGCAGAUCUUGAAUUGGUAUGCAGUGCUUGUUCCAGUAAUUUAGCUGUUUUAAACAAAGAUUUUGCAUGUACUGUUUGAGGGACCAAGUUCCUUAGAGUAUAAAACUGGCAGCCCUUCCAAGCCUGUGUCCUCUAGAAGUAUAAGACUGUAACAUUUCUUUGAGUUCACUGGAAGCUUAAAUAGUAAUUAAACCUUUCUUCCUCUGCACUGUCACCAUUAACUAAGUGUACUUAAUUAUCCAGUUGUGAAUGUGGAGAUUUAAAAUACAUAAUCUGAUGUAUUUUUUCUAUUAGAAUAAUUACGUUCCACUUUAAUAAAAUGUCCACUAAAAGCAAUUUACAUUGCAAUACUUACCUACCUAAUAAGAGGAGAGUUAUUACUGUAUUUGCUUUUUAUUUGAAAGUGAGAAUGGAGGCUACAUUUGUAGCUUCAGGUAGUUACAGUAGCUUAUUCUGUACACUAUAUUGUUAAUAGAAUGCAUUACUACAUAUUUCAAUCUAUCUGUACAAAAUUAUAAAAUACACUUUAAAUGGUAGCGAGAAAUGGGAGCUUGUUCUAAAUCAGACACUUUGUCUAUCCUCUGCUUUAAUAACGUUAUCACACAGCAUCAACAACACAAAACAACAGAAGUUCUAAACAGAGAUGAAUUUUGGGAAGCAAGAAAAACAAGGGGAGGUUUUUAAAGGCCAGUGUCGUAGAACUACUUUUGAGUUUCUGUUUCUCUUCUUAAAAAAAACCCCACAACAAUUCCCUGAAAAAAAGGAAGCUUUCUUCUGUAUGCCAUUAAAAAAGCUUAGUACUGCUUUAAUUUU